Penicillium daleae is the source of this 1428-nucleotide messenger RNA. RefSeq lists its product as uncharacterized. Gene Ontology annotation, cellular component: cyclin/CDK positive transcription elongation factor complex; nucleus. The record is from RefSeq and is a predicted model, not a curated record. Lineage: Eukaryota; Fungi; Ascomycota; Eurotiomycetes; Eurotiales; Aspergillaceae. Gene Ontology annotation, biological process: positive regulation of DNA-templated transcription, elongation; regulation of transcription by RNA polymerase II. Bases 1 to 1428 code for a protein of 475 amino acids. The transcript has a single exon. Gene Ontology annotation, molecular function: cyclin-dependent protein serine/threonine kinase activator activity.
AUGGAAGCCUCCGCGUCUCCAGCACCGCCGAAACACCGUAUCCCCGGCCUGCCAAAUCCGGUUAUAGCGGCUACACAGAAGAAAUGGAUCUUUACCGAUGAAGAGCUCGAGCGCACACCGUCGCGGAUUGAUAAGAUCGACCGCGAGAAGGAGGAUUACAUCCGGCACCGUGCCGUCGAGUUUAUUUGGCAGGUCAGCAUGAUGCUGAAGAUGCCGCCGCAGACGUCUAUGACGGCGACGGUGUUUAUGCACCGCUUUCUCAUGAGAUACUCUCUGCGCGGACAAUAUCCCGAGGUGGGCGCGGACCUCAUGCAUCCAAAGGUCAUUGCGGCUGUUUCCUUGUUCGUUGCGUUCAAGGUAGACGAGACGAUGCGCCGCAUGAAGGAUUUCGUCGUGGCUUGCUGCCGUGUCGCUAUGAAGCAGCCUGAUCUGGUCGUGGAUGAGCAGUCGAAGGAUUACUGGAAGUGGCGCGAUCUGAUCCUACAGAAUGAGAGUGUCAUCCUUGAGUUCCUCUGUUUCGACCUGCAGCUCGAGUCGCCGUACCGCAUCCUUUGGGAUUACUCCCUCUUCCUCGGUGUGGGCGAUAACAGACCCCUCCGCCACUCGGCAUAUGCUUUUCUGAAUGACUCCACCUACACAGUGCUCUGCUUGCAAUUCCAACCACGCGUCAUCGCCGCUGCCGCUCUCUACGCCGCUGCUCGCCAUUGCCAGAUCGCCUUUCCAGACGACUCAGAAGGGCGGCCAUGGUGGGAACAACUGGACGUCAAAGUGGACGAGCUCAUCCGCGCCUGCAAGCUGAUCGUCAAAAUCUACGAGCGUGUCCAGCAAAACCUGAGCAAGGGCUAUCCCGACUUUGCCUUCUCAGACGCAGACGCCAACGACCCAACCCGCCUCUUCAAUAAUAAUCCCAUCGCCGACCCAGUUUCAACACCCACUCUUAGUACACCGGGCGACUCGGCCGCGCCAAACGGGCGCAAACGCUCGCGUGAACCAGAAUCCCAAUCCAACGAACACAACCAACCAACCCCAACAUCAACUACACAACAAUCCUCCUCACUGAACGGGGAGCGCUCGCCAAAACGCCAUUGCACCGUUUCACCUCAUCCCGCAGCAGGCGCAACAGCCUCGCCUUCAACAACGGCUCGCCCGCGCAUUCCCCUCCGCGCAUUGGAAGCCGUCCGACAAUCAAAGACCACCGAUCGACUCUCCAGCGACAGACAAGACCAGCACUCUGCCCGGCCUUCUUCCACCCAAACCCCUCAAAAAGACGAAACCAGUGCCGAAGAAGGCGAAGUCUCAGGCGACAAGGGCGUUGACCCGAGUACCGGCCCGGCCGAAUCUGCAGAAGCCAAGGAGACAGGUCCGCCGUCCGCACCAAGGGUCGAUAUUAAUGACGAAAGGGGUGGAAGUGAAGAAGGCGAAAUCUAG